AAAACGAAAAAUAAAGAGUUGGAUUCAAAUAAUUUUUCCUUUUCUUUUCAAUGGAAAAAAUGAUAAAAUCUAAACAUUAUCAUUUUUUACGUAUGAGGGCAUUAUUCAUAAACAGUUUCGGCAGUAACGAUAUUGAAAUUGAAUGACAAAUGCCGGUUGAGAAUCAACUAUAUGCUUUAUGAACACCUAGAUUUUCAUUUCAGCAGUAAUUAUCUGAAUGCAUUUUCUUUCCCAAGGAGUCACAUUUUCUCCAGUCCCUAAGCGUCAGAAUUACUUCUACAAGCCCCUUCAUCUCCUAUUUACUCCCAAAAAUACUCUAUAAUAUUCUACAGCAACAGGUUUUAAUUUUCCUGUUUAACUUUUGUAGUCACUUCUUUCAACUUUCAUGGUAGGAACAUGCCUGGAAUAGGUACACUUGUAGAUCUGUUGCUUUUCUACACUCUGGAAAGAAUCCUGUUCAAUAGAAUGGUGGGCUCAAUGGGCAAAAACUCCCAACAGGUUAAGACAGCAAUGGCUCUGUGGCUCAUGCUAGAAGAAAUAGGUUACCAUGACUUGAUUCGGAUGAUCCAUUCCUACGAUGAUAAUACCAUCGAAGCUCUUUUUAACGAGGCAUUGCAAUGCUUAGAGUUCAUACAACCUAAUGCUGCAUCGCCAACUGAACCAGAUGAUACUCCUGUUUUUCUAGGUCUUCUUGAUGAGCCUAUGAAUUUCAGAUUCUUCUACUAUAAUCGUGAGUUUAUGUACAAGCGUUACUUGCACAUUAUGGAGACUGUUUGCGACAAAAUAUUUGGUGAGAAUGCUGCUAUUGAAGUUGAUGAGUCUGGUAUGAAGCCACUGGCUAGACCUCUUGGAGAGGGAUCUACUUCACAGGCUUCCAGUGAAUCUAACUACCUGGUACAGAUUAAUCAAGGUAGUGAGGCACCAAAGCUGUCAAAUUUGAAUCCUGGUGCUGAUGAAUUUCGUCCAGGACAAACACCUGAAGAUACAAGAACAAUGUUUCUAACAUUCUCCAAAGGUCACCCUUUAAGCCGGGAAGAAAUUGUUCACUUCUUCACCUCGAACUGGGGAGAAGUGGUGCAAGAUGUUGUCAUUGAACACUCUCAUGCAGGGCAAGAACCUCAGUUCGGACGUAUUGUUUUCACUACUUCAUUGGUGAUACCAAGGGUUUUGAAUGGGCAAGCAAAAGCAAAAUUCUUGGUCAACCGAAAGCAUUUGUGGGCUCGUAUUUACGUGCCUCGCUAUAGAGGAAGGAGAAGUUAAUCAUCAACUAAUACAAGAAUCAAAGAAAGUAGUACUUUUUUUGAGUCCCUGAAUGGAGAUUUGAAUCUGACGCUUUCUCUUUUGAGUUUGUUUGUCUUUUAAAAUGGAUAUAACAUCAAUAGUUUCCUAUAUAAAAUUGAGUAUCUUUUGAUCAUAAUACAGCUUUCAUUAACGACUCUGAUACGUUCUUAAAAUUAUAAAA
Molecule: messenger RNA, 1462 nt
Organism: Durio zibethinus
Lineage: Eukaryota; Viridiplantae; Streptophyta; Magnoliopsida; Malvales; Malvaceae
Source: RefSeq, a predicted model, not a curated record